Cooperia oncophora is the source of this 876-nucleotide messenger RNA. Lineage: Eukaryota; Metazoa; Nematoda; Chromadorea; Rhabditida; Trichostrongylidae. The record is from the annotation of a GenBank genome assembly.
AUGGAGAGACUAAUCAGAGACAAGAUACUGGGCUGGCUUGAGAAGUUCAACAUGAUUCCAAAAGAACAGCAUGGUUUCUUGAGUGGGGCCUCCACGGUAUCCAAUUUAUUAGAUAGCUUGUUUGACUGGCAAUCCGCUCUGAACAAUGGAAAAUCCGUGGACAUUGUCUUCGUUGACUUAUCAAAAGCAUUUGAUAGGGUCUGCCACCGCAGGUUGCUAGUCAAAUUGCAGCAUCUGGGGAUUUCUGGGCAGCUUCUAGAUUGGCUGAGAUCUUUUCUAAAUCAACGAUACAUGACCGUCAAGGUUCGUCACAGCUUCUCUGACAGACACCACUGUCAAAGUGUAUAUACAUUGGACCUCCCUGCUUACAUUACUACUUCCCCCGAGGUGAAGGUGCAGAUGUAUGCUGAUGACAUAAAAAUAUAUGCCGCAUACGAUACUACCAACAAGAGUGAAGUUCAAGCAGCAUUUAGGCUAUCCCUAGCGAAAAUGUCGGAAGUUUACCCGAAAACAAAACCGAAUAGCGUGCCAAAGUACGAGGAGCGUCUAAAAUGGUUAGGACUAUUGAGCCUCAAAGACAGGAGGUUACUCAAUGACCUCACACUUUGUUUUCGGAUCCUCAGAAGAGAAACGAGGCUAAAACCUAGCAAAUACUGGGUUUUUAGACCCUGUAGUGAAAGAUCAGGGAGCUUUGGCUUGAGCUACGUGAAAAUUCAAAAGAGAUUCUAUUCGAUUAUGUUUAACUCCUAUUUUUAUCGUAUGGCCAGGAUGCUGGACAAGCUGCCUCCCGAGUUGCUCAGAUCGGAAAACGGUAAGGUGUUUAAGAACAGAUUGCGGAAGAUCUGUAUUACGGACUCACUUCACUCCUUAUUCUAA